Messenger RNA from Acyrthosiphon pisum (pea aphid), 2885 nucleotides. RefSeq lists its product as uncharacterized. NCBI's taxonomy places the organism in Eukaryota, Metazoa, Arthropoda, Insecta, Hemiptera, Aphididae. The coding region runs from base 144 to 2885 and encodes 913 amino acids. The transcript is spliced from 15 exons. The record is from RefSeq and is a predicted model, not a curated record.
AAUGGCCCAUUCAGGUUAUUAGAUAUUGAUUAAAUAAACUUUUAUAUAAUUAUACUUCACAUAAAAAAAUAAACCGUUUCGCUCAGAUCUAACAUUAAUUAGGUGCCUGCAUCACAGCGACCUUAUUACCGAAUCAAGAAGUAAUGACUACAUAUAUAAUAUUAUAUUUGUUUUUAUAUUUAUUUCAGCUGAUGGCUUUCUGGGACGUUGUACAUUUUUUAAAUGACAACAGUGUUGAGGCAGUUCCACAUAUAUGGUUUAAAAACAAGACAUGUGCUUGGCCUAAAGAUCCAAAACAGAUUAAAAAAUUCAUAGAAAAGCGUAAAAUACCAAAUGAGAAAGAAUUUGUAUUUUAUCCAGCCAGAAAAUUUAAAGAAAAAAGUUAUGAAAGUUUAUCAGAAGCUAGAUCAAAGUCAAUUAAAGCAGUACAUAAUUCUGAUUUAUCCACCACAGAAGACGAUAGAGUCAAAAAUAAACGAUUAAGAAGACGAAAAUGUUUAAGUUUAUCUCCUAACUUGAAAAAAAAAAUAUCCAAGUCAUCACAUAACAUAACAGCUGAUACCUUUCCACCAAGAUACAGACUGAAGAAAGAGCAUGUUACUCCAGAAAAAUCUGAACUUAAAGUUAAAGAUUAUGAAGAUAACAGUAGUGCAGAUGAUUCUGACAAAGAUUCAACUUGGAAACCUAUAACUAACUCCGUAGUAUUUGAUAAAAUCUCUGACAACGAUGAUAGCGAAGAUGAUUCUGCUGGAAAAAAGUACUUGCCUCCAGGGGAAAAAUUUAGUUAUAGACGUUAUGGCAGUAAUUCAGAUUUAUUAAGCUCUCCUGCAAGUGACAAUAUUAAAAUUGUAUCUGAUACAAAUAAAAUAAACACAAGUGAUCAUGAAAUUCAGUUCAUCAAUACUUCUAAUGGCAAAUGGAGUGUAGAAAAAGACGAUGAUACAUCUAUGAUUUUUCAAAAAAGUAUUGAUGGUAAUAGUAUGCGUAUAAAAAGAGUAUUAUUUGCAAAUGACGAAGACAAUAACAGUAAGAAAUCAGGUAGGUAUAGAUUUGAAAAUAAAUUUCUUAUUAUUUCACUAUUUAAAACAACAUUUAAAUUGUUAGAUUCUACGACAAGCAACUUGAUAAAAGAAAAACUUGAUUCGGGAAACAGUGCCAUUAAUGAUAAUAAUUCUAUACGGCUUAAAGAAACAGAUAAUGAUUUUCAAAAAUUUGUCAUGAACAAUUUAAUAAAUUUGAAGUAUGAAAUUGGCUUAAUGAGUAAUAUGGUUCGAUCAAAUUAUACAAACAUUGAAGCCUUAAUGAAUAUUAGUAAUAAAAAUCUAAAUUCAACAUCAUCAUGUAAUGAUAAAUUCAAUAUUGAUCAAAUAUUGCCAGUUAAAAGUGAAAGUGAAUUAAAAGCAUUGGAAGAUAACCUCAAGAUUGAUGAUUUUAAGACAUCAAUGGUUACCAAAUUAUCAGUUUUAAUUAAUAACAAUGACUUGGGCAACAGUGUUCGAAGAGUAGUUGGACGCAUGUUUAACGAUAACAUUUUGUCAUAUUAUUCAUUAUUUGGGUUCAAACAAAAACUUUCAUUUUCAAGUCUUUUGAGUUAUCGUGUGAUAAUAGAUUCAAUCAGGAAAUCAGUUAAAUACAACAAUGUUCCAGAAAAAGACAUAGAUAACUGUUUGGGUACUUGGCUGUCUCAUGCACCUUUUAGAAUUAAAAAAAAAAGAAGCAAAAAAUCUCAAAUGAUAAUUAUAGUUAUUAAAAAUGUAUUAAUAUUUUGGCCUAACCUAUACAUGGUAGGUAUUAACAUCGAAGAUAAAAAAGAUUCUGAAAUGAAUGCUAUAGCUCGUAAAUUGAAAGAAAAAUAUAAACGAAAUGCAACAGCUGCAGCAAAACAAAAGGCUGCUCCUCCAGCUACUAAUAAAACAAGCAAUCAAGAAAUUAUGACCAACAAUUGUGUAUAUAUUGAGAGCAUAAAAGGUAGAUUUGCUUGGGAGUUAAUUGGAGGAUGCGACAUACCCUAUAUUGUACGAGUAAUUAAUGCUGUACCCGAAGCUGUACCCGCAAUUGUACCAUAUUGUUCUAUAGAUGGUAACAAAUUUGUUCCAAUAUUUUACUUUGAGGGCGAUACUGAACGUUUAAUUCCUCUGGCUGUAAAAUUAGGAAAUUGGAACUUGGCCUAUGUCAAGUUCUGCUGUUAUUUUGUUCAGGUUCUCAAAAAUGAGUUUCUGGAUAGUGUCUCUUGGGAAAUGUCAUCUAACCGUGUCAAUCCACUUGGUGUCUGGUUCAGAACAUCCCUUGACGUAUUACCUGCUGAAAUUACUAUUCCUCGAAGAAAUCGAAGUAUUGCUCCCCAGUGCAAUAAUACGGGUUAUUCAUAUACCAUUCAGCCACAGCCCCAGACUCAGCCUGAGAAUCAGUCGCCAUCAACAUUUAAUAACUACCUUCUUGCAAGAAGAAAUCGAAGUAUUGCUCUCCAGAGCAAUAAUACGGGUUAUUCAUAUACCAUUCAGCCACAGCCCCAGACUCAGCCUGAGAAUCAGUCGCCAUCAACAUUUAAUAACUACCUUCUUGCAAGAAGAAAUCGAAGUAUUGCUCUCCAGAGCAAUAAUACGGGUUAUUCAUAUACCAUUCAGCCACAGCCCCAGACUCAGCCUGAGAACCAGUCGCCGUCAAUACUUCAGAACUACAUUCUUGCAAGAAGAAAUCGAAGUAUUGCUCCCCAGUACAUUAAUACGGGUUCAAUGUCGCAAAGUAGUGGUUUGCGAGUCGGUGCGGGUCAUGUUGUUCGACUAACGCCUUUAGUCCGUUUUGCCGUACAAUCCAAUACGGCACCAGUAUUGAAUAAUGUUGGACCAAUUAUAAUUACUCCACCCAAAAAAAAAAAAUUGACUUGA